GCUGGAGCACGCCAGCAGUGGGGCUCGCGGCCACCCAGCACCUGCUCAGACAGGAAGCUGCGGCCCAGGACUGUGUGGCUGGUGGGGGCCAGGGUGGGCCAGGCCUGGGCCUGCCCCGUCCUUGCCUCCUUGGGCCCAUGAGCAUCAACGUCUCUAUAGAGACCAAGGACCCUGGAUUCCUCCAGUGACAGGGGUUUGGCCUCUGGACAGAGAGGUCCCGGAUGUUACAGGUCAGAGCCCUCCAGACCCCCAAGGACUGUACUCACUGCUCAGAAAUAGCUGCUGCCUCUGGGCAACCUUGUAGGCACCUUCUCCACCCAGGACAUGGGCACCCGUGACGAUGUCCCCGAAGCCAAGGUCCUGGUCCCCGUGGCCGUGUACUGCGGGAGCAUCCCUCGGACCAGUGCUGGGCCCCGGGUGCUCCCGCCUGGAAGCAUCAACUCCAGUCUGCCUCAUGGAGAAGGUUCCCUCCAGCCUGAGCCAAGAGCCCUGCUGAACAACGAGGAACCGUCACAGCUCCUGAGUGGACUCGGACAGCUGGGUGGCCUCAAGCUGGACACCCCUUCCAAGGGCUGGCAGGCAAGGAAUGGUCACCCCAGGAACCUCAGGGCCUUGUCUUUGGGGGCCCAGCCCCUGGUGCUCCUCCCUUCUCCGGAGUCAGAGGCCAACAGCGUGGCCAGGGACACCAUCCAGAUUAAGGACAAGCUCAAGAAAAGGAGGCUCUCAGAGGGCUUGGCAGCGUCUUCCCGAGACUCUCUGGAUCCAGGGGGAGGCCCCCAAGGAGUUCCCCUGCACAGCACCAUCCCCCGAGCCACCUCUCAGAGGCUGCUGAGGGUGCCCAGGCUGAUGCCUCCCAUCCAGAGCAUCCCUACCACCCCUGAGGCCAGCGGAGUCAAAGAGAAGGGCCUGGACCUACCGGGGAGCAUUCCGGGUCCUCACGAGUUGAGACCUGGUGCUCAGGAGGCGCAGAUCUCCCGGCAAUACCUGCACUGCAAUGAUGAGAAGAUGCAGAAGUCCCUGGGCGCCAUCGUGAUCCCACCCAUCCCAAAGGCCAGGACGGUUGCAGCGACCCCCUCCCGUGUGCCUGGCUCCCUUCCCAGCCCAUUACCUCCAGGCCAGGGAGUCCUCACAGGCCUGAGGGCCCCACGCAUGCGAUUGGCUCGGGGGAGUGGGCCUCGGGAGAAGACCCCUGCAUCUCUGGAGCCAAAACCUUUGGCCUCACCCAUCAGAGACAGGCCUGCCGCUGCCAAGAAGCCUGCCCUGCCUUUUUCUCAGUCUGCUCCCAUGCUGACAGCCUUCUCCUUUGACUGUGCCAAAGAAGCCUGCCCUCCGCUGAAAGAAGAGGACCAGAAGGAGAUCGGCACCAAGAUCCAAGUCACCAUCUCCAAGUCUGCCCAGGAGAAGAUGCGGCUGAAGCAGAUGAAGGAGAUGGAGCUGCUUCGGAGGCUGGAGGAGCCCAAGACAGGGCAGGAGCUCACUCCCCAGGGCCUGGGCUCCCAGAGAGCCUUCAUGAAGGAAGGCCUCCUUCCCCUCCGGGGCAGCAGGACCCUGUCUGUGCCCACUAGGCUGAGCGGCCCACGCAGAAACGACGUCGGCGUCAUCCUGAGGAAGUGGGCCAGCCGGGCCUCCCUGCCCAGCAUCCCCGUCAGCCGGCAGGAGCCCCGCUUUGCCCGCCACGCCUCAGCUAACUCAUUACCUGCGGUGCUCACAUUGGGGUCUCCUGAAUGGGAAGAAGAGGAGGAGAUGGAUCUUAGAGCCUGUAAGGAGUUGAGGCCUUUCUCGAACCCGGAGCUGGGGCUGAGGGAUGCACUCCAGUGCCUCAACAGCAGUGACUGGCAGAUGAAGGAGAAGGGUCUGGUGAGCAUCCAGCGCUUGGCAGCCUGUCACUCGGAGGUCCUCACCGGGAGGCUGCACGACGUGUGCUUGGCGGUGACUGGGGAGGUCACCAACCUGCGGUCCAAGGUGUCUCACCUGGCCAUCAGCACCUUGGGAGACCUCUUCCAGGCCUUGAAGAAGAAUAUGGACCAGGAGGCCGAGGAGAUCGCCCGCUGCUUGCUGCAGAAGAUGGCGGACACCAACGAGUUCAUCCAGAGAGCAGCUGGCCAGUCUCUGAGGGCUAUGGUGGAGAAUGUGACCCUUGCCCGCUCCCUGGUGGUCCUCACCUCGGCGGGUGUCUACCACCGGAACCCCUUGAUCCGGAAAUAUGCGGCUGAGCACCUCUCAGCUGUGCUGGAGCAGAUCGGCGCUGAGAAGCUUCUCUCGGGCACCAGAGACAGCACAGACAUGUUGGUGCACAACCUGGUGAGGCUGGCGCAGGACUCCAACCAGGACACCAGAUUUUAUGGCCGGAAGAUGGUGAAUAUCUUGAUGGCAAACACUAAGUUUGAUGCAUUUCUGAAGCAAUCUCUCCCAUCUUACGACUUGCAGAAGGUCAUGGCGGCCAUUAAACAGCGGGGAAUAGAAGAUAAUGAUGAACUUCCCUCUGCCAAAGGCUGCAAGGUGUUGAGGAGUCUGGUGGUGUGUGAGAACGGGCUGCCCAUCAAGGAGGGGAGGUGGCAUGGGACCAGAAGUGGGUUCAUUCCCCGGGCUCUUCCCUGGGGGGUUCAGACGCCACGCUCCUUACCUAGGCUCAGCUGCAAUGGCCCAAGGCUGGUGGGGCUGCGCUCCACACUGCAGGGCCGCGGGGAGAUGCUGGAGCAGCUACGGGAGCUGACGCGGCUGCUGGAGGCCAAGGACUUCCGGUCCCGGAUGGAAGGCGUGGGGCAGCUCCUGGAGCUCUGCAAGGCCAAGCCGGAGCUUGUCGCUGCCCACCUGGUCCAGGUCUUUGAUGCUUUCACCCCAAGGCUUCAGGAUUCCAACAAGAAAGUGAACCAGUGGGCGCUGGAGUCUCUUGCCAAGAUGAUCCCCCUCCUCAAAGAGAGCUUACACCCCAUGCUGCUCUCCAUCAUCAUCACUGUUGCAGACAACCUCAACUCCAAGAACUCAGGGAUUUACGCUGCUGCCGUGGCUGUGCUGGAUGCGAUGGUUGAGAGCCUGGACAACCUUUGCCUUCUACCAGCGUUUGCUGGGCGAGUGCGUUUCCUGAGUGGCCAUGCGGUGCUGGAUGUCACAGAUCGCCUGGCAGUGCUGGUGGCCUCAGUUUACCCCCGGAAGCCUCAAGCUGUAGAGCGGCAUGUCCUUCCCAUCCUCUGGCACUUCCUGAACACCGCCACCGGGAAUGGCACCCUGCCUGGACCCAGCGGGAACAUCCGCGGGGUGGUGUGCCGGCUGUCCAGGAGCCUCCAGGAGCACAUGGGCUCCCGCCUGCUGGACUUUGCCGCCAGCCAGCCAAAGCACGUCCUCAAGACGCUCCAGGAACUCUUAGACUCAGAGUCCUUGGGAGGCAGCCGCAAGGCCACUGACAGAGGGGUGGCCCCUGACAGCAAGACAACUGGCAGCUCAUACCCUUUUCAGCUGGAUUAAAGAUGGAUCUGAAA
Molecule: messenger RNA, 3476 nt
Organism: Pan troglodytes (chimpanzee)
Lineage: Eukaryota; Metazoa; Chordata; Mammalia; Primates; Hominidae
Gene: TOGARAM2
Product: TOG array regulator of axonemal microtubules 2
Exons: 20
Coding region: 325-3462 (1045 amino acids)
Biological process (GO): microtubule cytoskeleton organization
Cellular component (GO): cytoplasmic microtubule; cilium
Molecular function (GO): microtubule binding
Source: RefSeq, a predicted model, not a curated record